AUGGUCAACGUUCUCUGCAUGGUCCUGGGCCUCGCCGCCACGACGCUGGCUUUCCCUACCUCCUGGAACCAGUCGUUCCCCCAGGUCGCGCCGCCGACCAACUACACGCAGCACCACCACUGGACCAACCACACCUACGUCGCCAGAUCCGUCAACUCGACUGCAUUGAACACCACGGCCGUGGUCCUGAACGGAACUCACUACUAG
Messenger RNA from Neoarthrinium moseri, 207 nucleotides. RefSeq lists its product as uncharacterized. Bases 1 to 207 code for a protein of 68 amino acids. The record is from RefSeq and is a predicted model, not a curated record. The transcript has a single exon. Lineage: Eukaryota; Fungi; Ascomycota; Sordariomycetes; Amphisphaeriales; Apiosporaceae.